AUGGCGGAUUCGAGCUCCAAUAAGGAACUAUACACUCCACCAAGUCGAAGAGGUCAGGACGCAGGAACCAAGAAACCGACUGGGAAUCACAAGAAGGGAGGAGAUCGAGAUAGUGGCCAACAGAACAAAGAUGGUGAGAAAAGUCAGCCUCAGAUUCAGAAGACUCCUCAAAGGAUCAUUACUCUCAAGGACUGCUCUAAGAGUGAAGCUUAUCAGCUUUUGAGCCAACGCUGGGCAACUGCAAUGCAUCUCUACAACGACCCGACUGUGGAUUUAUCUGAACGACCAAUCAUGUACUAUGGAGGGAGUGUUUGGGGUAAACUACCUCACCAGAUCCUGGCUUCAGCGAACAAGACAUUGCCUCCUCCAUCGGAUUACCUACCUGAUGUGCGACGCAGAGGAUUGCUGACUCCAAAACCAAGAUAG
This is a messenger RNA of Arabis nemorensis, 426 nucleotides long. Lineage: Eukaryota; Viridiplantae; Streptophyta; Magnoliopsida; Brassicales; Brassicaceae. The record is from the annotation of a GenBank genome assembly.